This is a messenger RNA of Eimeria acervulina, 6156 nucleotides long. RefSeq names its product Polyketide synthase, related. Gene Ontology annotation, biological process: fatty acid biosynthetic process. The record is from RefSeq and is a predicted model, not a curated record. The annotation marks the transcript as partial. Gene Ontology annotation, molecular function: phosphopantetheine binding; fatty acid synthase activity; 3-oxoacyl-[acyl-carrier-protein] synthase activity. Lineage: Eukaryota; Apicomplexa; Conoidasida; Eucoccidiorida; Eimeriidae. The transcript has 2 exons.
GAAGCUCCUAGGACCAAAUGGGCGCUUCAUGGAGUUGGGCAAAAGGGGCAUUUGGACGCAUGAGCAGAUGAAGGAAGCUCGCCCAGAUGUUUACUAUGAGACUAUCGCUGUGGACACCAUGAUGGAGGAGGAUCCUGCAUGGUUUGGUGGCAUGCUUGAUAGAAUCAGGGAGCGGGUGGAGAGCGGAGAGAUAAUCAGCCUUCCCCUGAAGGUGUUUGACAUGGAGGAUCCUGUUGAAGGGGGAGUAGCUGCAUUCCGGUUUCUGCAGCGAGCCCAGCACAUUGGAAAGGUCGUCGUCAAGUUUGCUAGCGCAAUUGAACCAGUGGAAGAUGGAGCUAUUGUUAUAACGGGAGGCCUAGGCGCGCUGGGUCUGGUUGUUGCCGGUUGGCUUGCAGAGGAAGGUGCUCGGAACAUUGUCUUAAUAGCCCGCCGCGAUGCUCCGCCUGCACCAGGUAACGUACCGGAAUGGGACUGGCUAUCGAAUAUAAACUGCAAAGUCAGUUUCUUCUCUUGUGAUGUCUCGAACUACGAAAGUGUACGUGGUGUAUUCAAGAAGAUUCAGAAGACUGUGGCUCCAAUAAAGGGGAUAUUCCAUGCAGCUGGAGCUCUUGCAGACUCCUUGCUUGACAGUCAGUCUCUCGAAGGACUUCGUCGCGUUUACAAUGGCAAAGUCAUAGGUGCAUGGAACAUCCAUCGUGUCUGCGAAGAGCAGGGCAUCGACAAGGAUCUUCAGUUCUUCGUGCUUUUUUCUUCAAUAUCUUCUCUCAUUGGAAACGUCGCACAGGCUAACUAUGCCUCAGCCAACGCGUGUUUGGAUGCAUUGGCACGGUGGCGCAGAAGAAAAGGGCUUUGCUGUCAGUCAAUUCAGUGGGGGCCAUGGAUUGAGCAGGGCAUGGCUGUGGAGAUGAGGCAACAGUUGGCUAGGAAUGGCAUGAAGGGCAUCACGAACGAGCUUGGAUUUAGAACUCUUCACGACGUUCUUCUUCACCCGGAAUGCCCCCCAGUCUUAGCUUGUCAGGCAUUCAAAUGGAGAGCAUUCUUCAUCCGAUACGUCACCGUCCCUCCUUUGUUUGAGGGGGUUCCACAGGAGGCUGCAGAUUUGCCAGAGUCAUCCGGGAUGACUAUGAAGCAUCUCUCUGCAGCGGAGAGGAAAGAGUUCAUCAAGGCCCAAGUGGCCGCAGCGGCUCGCCAGGUUCUCGGCAGCAGCUCUGCUCCCUCCUUUGACAAGCCGUUGCAGGACCUCGGAGUAGACUCACUCGGUGCCGUUGAGUUCCGCAACCUCCUCUCCAAAAAGUUGGGCAUGAAGCUCUCCGCAACUACUUUAUUCGACUACCCAACAUUGAAUGCAAUCACUGAAUACGUCUUUGAAGCAACGGGGGAAGAAAAGGGUCCCGCUGAUGGCAGUGCCGGACUUCAACUGGGGCGCGUCGCUGUUGUGCAUGACGGCCUAGCUGUUGUCUCCGUUGCCUGCCGGCUUCCCGGACGGUCUAACUCGCCUGAGGCCGUGUGGCAGAUGCUGCUUGACCGCACAGACUGCAUGAUGGAUAUUCCGCUUAGCAGGUGGAGCGUAUACGAAAUGUACAACGACGACUUCGACUUUCCGGGAAAGGCCUAUGUCAAACGUGCAGCCUUUAUUGACAAUGUAGAGUACUUCGACAAUACACUGUUCAACAUCACUCCUCCAGAGGUUAAGGCCAUGGACCCACAGCAACGGAUCCUGCUUGAAGUCUCUUAUGAAACCUUCAUAUCGUCAGGCUUCACCAAAACAUCUCUCCAUAAUGCCAACAUCGGAGUAUUUGUCGGCGUUUGUAAUCACGACUGGAUCUACCUUAUGUCUGAUGACACAAUUUCCUCCUUUUCGGGAACUGGAUCUGCUGGAUGCAUCAUUGCGAACCGCUUGUCGUACGUAUAUGGAUUGAAGGGCCCAUCGGUAGCAGUUGACACAGCUUGCUCCUCCUCCCUCGUUGCGGUUGAUGUUGCAUUCGAAAAGGUUUUCCGCGGAGAUUGCAAAUCCGCUCUAGUCGCUGGCGCUAACUUAAUGUUGACUCCGCAUCUGUUCAUCGCAUUUUGCAAGGCGCGCAUGCUAUCUCCCGAUGGAAAGUGCAAAACAUUCGACGCCUCUGCAGAUGGAUAUGCGCGAGGUGAAGGUGUGGCAGCAGCCUUGCUUGUGCCUUUAAGUGAAGCUCAGGAAGCAAAAAUGGAAGUCUUGGCUGUUAUUCGAAGUACAGCGUGUAACCAUGUAGGCCGCAGUGCCAGUCUUAUCGCACCUAAUGGCCCAAGUCAAGCCGAUGUUGUUCGUUCAGCAAUUGCCAGAGCAGGUAUUAAGCCGGAUGACAUCUGCUACGUGGAGACUCAUGGAACUGGUACAGCACUAGGAGACCCCAUCGAGGUGCAUGCUUUGAAGGGCGUUUUCGCUAAUGGGAGACCUAAAGAUGCCCCACUUGUUCUGGGCGCUGUAAAGACCAACAUCGGCCACCUCGAGGGGUCGUCAGGAAUUGCAGGGUUGAUUAAGGCGAUACUAGUAUUGCAGAACAGGACUGUCCCUCCUAACAUCCACUUUAAGAAGCUUAACGAACACAUUAAUGUCUCCGAUUUCCCUGUUCAGUUUCCCACAGAUACUGUUCAGCUGAAGGCAAGCGGGCCAUCAAAGCGACUCCUUGCUGGCGUCAGUUCGUUCGGGUUUGGAGGGGCCAAUGCUCACGUAGUUCUUGAGGAGGUACCACCCAGUCUCCGGUCUGUCAGGCGACCUGUAAGCAGGCAGAAAAUCUGCUUUAUGUUUACUGGACAGGGGUCGCAAUACGUUAACAUGGGGAAGGUCUUGUAUGAGGAAAAUGAGACAUUCCGCUCGAGUCUGCUUAAGGCAAGCGAUAUCGUGGUCGGCAUUUUGGGGGUUUCCAUAAUCGACAUCCUCUACCCAUCCCCGCAAAAGGAAAGUGAGGCGAGGGAACUUCUUGCCGGCAACACCAUUUCCCAGUUGGCUUUGUUUGCAUUUGAAUAUGCACUAGCUGAAUUAUGGAUGUCCAAGAGCGUCUUCCCUGAUAUGGUCCUCGGACACAGCCUCGGCGAAUACGUAGCAGCUUGCGUGGCAGGAGUUUUCACUCUUGAGGAUGCUCUUCAACUGGUGGCUGCUCGCGCCAAGAUCAUGGGAGACACACCCUCAAAGGAUGGGGUCAUGGCAGCAGUCCGUGCCACAGAAGAACAAGGUGAGAAAGCCAUUUCCGCCUAUUAUGGAGAAAAAAAACGGGAGUCGUCAGUCGCCGUUGUCAACGGGUUGAAGAGCAUUGUACUAGCUGGUCCACGAAAGGAUGUAUCAGCAAUUCUCGACCAAAUGGAAGCUUCCUCCAGAGCAAAAUUUCUCUCUGUUUCUCACGCGUUCCACUCCCCCUUGGUUGAGUCGACGUGUUCGCCAUUCAAAAAGAUAGUGGAGCAGGUGCACCUAAAUGCGCCGCACGUUGAGAUGAUUUCCACUGUCACGGGUGAAUUGUGUGACGAGGCACUUAGACAACCCGAUUACUGGGCUGAGCACAUCAUUAAGAAAGUUCGGUUCUGUGAUGCUGUCCAGCAGUGUGUUGCGAACGGGGCCACUUUGUUGGUAGAAAUUGGGCCGCGUCCCACCCUUACGUUAAUGGGAAAGGGGUGGGCUAUAAUACAGGCUACCGUUGAGCCCUCCACGCAGUUACCAAUUGGUAUUCUCGUAGAAUGGAGUUUGUCUAUCGUGUCUUUCCAAAUGCUGUGUGCAGCAAGAGGCGCUACACCGGCGUCCGUCGUCUUCAACAGGAAGUACUUCCCAUGGAGAGAUAUCUGCCACCCGCUGCUUGGCCGCAAGGAAACUCGUGAAGACGGCCGCGUGGAUUUUGUCGGCGGCCUAGGCGAAGAGGCGGAGUUGCUAUUUGCUGAUCACGUAGUCAAGGCUCAACCAAUGCUGCCCGCAACAUCCAUGUUGGAGCUUAUGGCAGUGGCCUCCAGGGAGGUGUUAGACAAAGGAGCAGCGGCAAGCCCGCCGUGCUUGUCCCAGCUUGUCUUUGAAAAGCCACUCACCUUCCAACCAGAAUCAAAAGUAUCUAUAUCCGUUUCUGUCGAUUCGUAUGGCCAGGUGCGACUAAUGAGUACUUCAGAAGCCGAUGAAGGAGAGGAGCGGAUUCACGCUCAUGCCCAAAUUCUCACGAGUGCAAUUGAGCUGCCAGACGUCGACAACAAAGGCAUUCUUAAGGCUUGUCCUGAUGAGGUUGACAUGGCCACUGCAUAUGCAGAGUUCCAGAAGGUUGGCUUGUCAUACGGUCCACGAUUCCGCACUAUCAAGCGCGCUUUCAAGGGUGAAAAUGCCGUUGUUGGGCUUCUGCAGGCUGUGAGCCCCAAAAAUUUCGAACGUGGAUUUCGAAUGCAUCCCGCUGUUAUGGACGGUGCGCUACAGCUAUCAGCCAUUUUACUAUCGGAGAAAGGGCAGCGUAGGGCUAUGAUUCCAUUUUCCAUUGAAUCUGUCACCAUGCUAAGCGCGAGCGCAGACAAGGAAGUAUGGGCGAGGGUUUCACUUCUGUCUAGGACAUCAACGGCGGCCACCGUGGACGCUCAGCUGUUUACAGCCGAUGGCAAGGUAAUAGCCGAUUUUGGCGGGGUCACAUUCCGCCAAAUUGAUAUGGAGCCAUCUGCUGCGGUACCUCGAGAUCUUUUGUGGUACACCGAAUGGAUUCCUGCCUCGAAGCUGGAGGCGCAAACUACAGCAGAAACUGAAAGUGAGAGUAUUGGCCAACUAUCGCCACUUAGCAACAAAGUGCAAACCCCCCUCACGCCGGAACCAGCUGACGAAGACAAUGCAAAUCCUCAGUCAGACGACAUUGAACCAUGUUCAACGGACACGUGCAGCACAGCAGAACCAACGAGGCCAACCGUCAUUUUCCUCGACUGCACUGGAGACCACGAAGCCCUGCGCAGUGACUUCUCCGACUGUGAGGAGACGACCGUUGUGUGGCUCACCCAGCCUACAGCUGAGACAAUUGCUAACACCCUGUCAAUGCCCGAUGCCUCUUCAGCUAUCGCGUCGGAGAAAAUGUUAUUCGUCCUCGCACUCACAUCCACCUCGACUCCUCAAGACACUCUUUCUUCAGUCCUGGAAAUAGCCAAAAUCAUGGCUUCCCAAAAGGCUGCCCAGUUUUACCCUAUGUGGAUUCUUACUUGCGGGACCCAAGGGCCAACAUACGACUGUGUGCACCCACAGAACGCGGGGAUCUGGGGUCUUGUACGUUCUGUGCGCCUGGAGUUGGACGCUAGUGGAGUGUCGCACUUCAUUGGAUGCGCAGACAUUGAAGAGGGACUGGAUAUCGCUAGAGCAGUUAAUGAAAUCAUGGAUCAGCAUCUUGUUCAUCCGCAGGAGUCGGAGAUGCUUGUUCGUUCUGCAGACUUGGGUUCUGGUCUCCAAGUGCUUUUCCCGAGACUUAGCCGUUCUGGAUUAGUCGUGCGUGGCCCACUGGAGUUGUAUUUGCCUGACCGCGGAGCAGUGACAAAUUUGGUACUUCGUCCGCAAGCGCAUGUGCAGCCUGGUUCACUGGAGCCAGGCCAAUGCCGCAUUCGUGUGCGCGCAGUUGGCCUGAAUUUCCGAGAUGUGUUGAAUGUCAUGGGUCUUUAUCCGGGGGACCCAGGACAACCCGGUGCAGACUGCGCAGGUACAGUAGUGGCAGUUGGCGACAAGGUCUCCGGUCUCAAGAUCGGCGAUAGCGUAUUUGGUAUUGCCCAAGGGUGUCUCAAAACGUUCGUCACAGCGUCUUCUGACUUGUUGAGACCGAUGCCUGCCACAUGUUCUUUCGAAGAAGCAGCUGCAUUGCCGGUGGUAGCAGCGACUGUAGAGUAUGCCUUGGGGCAGCUGGCUGAAGUUAAGGCUGGUGACAAGGUCCUCAUACACACGGCAACAGGCGGCGUAGGACUUAUUGCCAUCCAGCAUUGCCAGAAGGUAGGGGCAACAGUUUAUGCAACGUGCAGUGGGGGUGUCAAGGAAGAGCAUCUGAAGUCCGCCGGGAUCCAGUAUAUCACAACUAGCCGAGACUCCAAGACCUUCGCAAAGGAGAUGCGCGAGUUCCUAGGACCUGAUGGACACAUAGAUGUAGUGCUGAACACUCUCGUAGAAGAUUACAUUCCGGAGUCCCUGAAGCUCCUAGGACCAAAUGG